AUGGCUAGUGUCCAGCAAAAUGGGCAAAGGUUUGGAAUUACAGAACCUAUCUCCUUGGGAGGUCCAACAGAGCUUGAUGUGAUCAAGACACAAGAGCUCGAGAAGUACUUGCAAGAUGUUGGAUUGUACGAGGGUAAGGAGGAAGCUGUGAGAAGAGAGGAGGUUCUGGGGAAACUGGAUCAGGUUGUGAAAACAUGGAUAAAAACAGUCACCCGCGCCAAAGGGUUGAAUGAUCAGCUGCUUCAUGAGGCCAAUGCAAAGAUAUAUACUUUCGGUUCUUAUCGUCUAGGGGUACAUGGACCUGGCGCUGAUAUAGACACUUUAUGUGUGGGACCUAGUUAUGCAACUAGAAAAGAGGAUUUCUUUGGUGAGCUGCAAAGAAUGCUGUCGGAAAUGCCUGAAGUAACUGAACUGCACCCUGUGCCUGAUGCUCAUGUUCCAUUGAUGGGAUUCAAACUUAAUGGAGUUUCUAUAGAUCUCCUUUAUGCACAACUUCCGCUCUAUGUUAUACCUGAGGACUUGGAUAUAUUACAGGAUUCCAUUCUACAGAAUGCUGAUGAGCAAACUGUUCGAAGCCUUAACGGUUGUAGAGUUACUGACCAGAUCUUGCGUCUGGUUCCCAACAUUCAGAAUUUUAGGACGACUUUAAGAUGCAUGCGGUUUUGGGCCAAGCGACGUGGAGUAUACUCUAACGUCUCUGGAUUUCUUGGUGGUAUUAAUUGGGCAUUGCUUGUAGCUCGGAUAUGCCAACUUUAUCCUAACGCCCUCCCAAGUAUGUUAACGUCUCGGUUCUUCAGGGUGUACACUCAAUGGCGUUGGCCGAAUCCCGUCCUUCUUUGCUCUAUGGACGAAGGACCAUGCCUUGGUCUUCAAGUUUGGGAUCCUAGAAGAAACGUAAAAGACGUGACUCACAAGAUGCCCAUCAUUACUCCCGCUUAUCCUUGUAUGAAUUCCAGUUACAAUGUCUCUGCAAGUACAUUGCGGAUUAUGACAGGAGAGUUUCAGAGGGGCAAAGAUAUCUGUGAGGCUAUGGAAGCAAACAAAGCUGACUGGGAUACCCUUUUUGAGCCGUUUGCAUUCUUUGAAGCGUAUAAGAACUACCUUCAGAUCGACAUCACUGCUGCAAAUGUCGAUGAUCUAAGAAAAUGGAAAGGCUGGGUUGAGUCACGUCUCAGACAGCUUACACUGAAGAUUGAGAGAUACACUUAUGACAGGCUUCAAUGCCACCCUCAUCCACACGAUUUUCAAGACGCAUCACGACCACUCCAUUGCUCUUACUUCAUGGGCCUGCAACGUAAUCAAGGAGUUGCAGUCACUGAAGGCAAUGAAGGCGAGCCGUUCGAUAUCAGAAGAACCGUUGAUGAGUUUAAACGCACUGUUAACAAUUACACGUUCUGGAUUCGCGGGAUGGAGAUUAAUGUCAGCCAUAUAAAGCGAAGAAGCAUACCGAGCUUUGUGUUUCCUGGUGGAAUCAGACCUUCACAUGCCUCUAAAGGAACAUGGGACAGCAAACGCCGUUCAGAGCAUAGGGUUUCUUCUGCAGCAAGUGCAGCUACUACUACUACUACAACGAAUGAAGCGAGUUCUGAGAGUAAAGCUGGUUCUAACAGUCCAGGAGAUGGGAAGAAGAGAAAACGGGGAGGUGAUGAAGCACUCACAGAUCAGUUGAGAAGCUCUAAACACGUUGCUGUUUCAGUGCCUGUAGAGAACUGUGAAGGUGGGAGCCCAAAUCCAUCUGUUGGAUCCGUUUAUUCAAGUCCUAUGAGAGACUACUGUACAAACGGUAAAUCUGAUCCCAUGGUUAAGGAUCCACCAGAGAAUGUUGCUGUUUUCAGUAAGGGUCCACCGGCGAGCCCUCCAGUAAAUAAAAUAGCCACCUUUCAAGCUCCUAGUCAAGAAACUGAGGAACUUGAAGACAGUUUUGACUUUGGAAAUCAAGUGACUGAGCAGAUGUCAAAUAUCCCGGCGGCUACUGCAACCAUUAUACCUCCAUUCAAAGCUACUACUUCUAAUGGCUCACCGUUCUCCAAUAGAGCAGUGGAAGAACUCGAGGAAUUUCCAAUGCGACAGCCUGAGGUGACGCACAGAGCUUCAGUGCAACAGCGAAAACCAAUAAUCAAAUUGAGCUUCACGUCUCUAGGCAAAACCAACGGCAAGUAA
Messenger RNA from Microthlaspi erraticum, 2160 nucleotides. NCBI's taxonomy places the organism in Eukaryota, Viridiplantae, Streptophyta, Magnoliopsida, Brassicales, Brassicaceae. The record is from the annotation of a GenBank genome assembly.